Messenger RNA from Mesocricetus auratus (golden hamster), 5591 nucleotides. It is a transcript of the gene B3gnt9, whose product is annotated as UDP-GlcNAc:betaGal beta-1,3-N-acetylglucosaminyltransferase 9. Gene Ontology annotation, molecular function: hexosyltransferase activity. The record is from RefSeq and is a predicted model, not a curated record. The transcript has 2 exons. Gene Ontology annotation, cellular component: membrane. NCBI's taxonomy places the organism in Eukaryota, Metazoa, Chordata, Mammalia, Rodentia, Cricetidae. The coding region runs from base 3275 to 4462 and encodes 395 amino acids.
AGAAAGAAAAGCAGGGACUCUCUCAUAUGCCAGGGACCUGAUCCUAGGAUGAUGUCAUCAUCACUGUGAAUUACCCCUUCCUGAGGAGCACCUUUCUCCCUCAUUUCUUCUUCAAUAAUUAUUUCUUCAUCUUGAGCUCCUCCCUCCUCACUCUCUUGAAGUUUUCCCUCUGUAGAACAGGUGUAGCCUCCAUCCUCAAACCCCUAAGGCUGAGAUUACUUAUGCCACAUGCCUGGCCUGAAUCUCCUCUAAGUACUAAAUGCCUGCUUCUCUUCCCCUCCCCAACCCUGAGCCUGCUUCCUCUUCACCUCCAUGCUUUUCCUCCUCUGUGGGUGGGCUGGCUGCCUCGUGCUCCUCUCCUCUGCAUGCCCAUCUUCCUUGUCCCAAGUCUGGGAUUCGCUCUCUGGACCACAUUCUUCUCAGCUUAUGAUGGAUGCCGCAGCAGCUCAGAAACACGUUCUCCCCAGGCUUGUGAUCUCAGUUUAAGAAGCGGAGACUUUCCAAAACUUUAGGAUUUUUCAGUUUCUACUUUGACCUUGUUUCCACUAAGACUGAAGCAUAUAAGAUUCAGACCUACAGAGCAUGUGGCAUUCAGGAUGUUGAGGCAGGAGGAUUGCUUCAACUUGGAAGCCAGCAUGAGCUACAUAUUGAGAUCUAGCCCCCGCAACUAAACAAAAAAACUUGCCAGUACUUCCAACACAACUUAAAUAAUUCUGCAUUACACACAUUCAUUUGUGGUGGUAUGGAUAGAACCCGGGCUCCCAGGAAAGUGUUCUACCACUGAGCCACAUUCUGCCUCUUGGGUUUUUUUGAGACUAUCUCAAAGUGCAGGCUGGCCUUGAACUCACGGUUCUCCUGCUUCCAAUUUCUGAGUGCUGUGAUUAUAGAUGUACAACACCAGAUUGAGCUAGGAAGUCUGUUUUUUGUUUUCAAUAUCAUCUGGGGCAUGGUAGCACAUCAGUAAUCCCAGCACUUGGCAGGCAAAUUCAGGGGGAUCCCUGUGAGUUAGAGGCCAGCCUGGUCUACACAGUGGGUUCGAGGUCAGUCAUGGUUAGGGUUCUGGCUCAGGCACGGGCACUCACAUGUACAUACCCACACAAUGCAUAUCCAUGAUUUAAAGCUCUUCAGGGGCUGGAGAGAGGUGUGAUUCCCAGGAACCACAUGGCAGCUCACAACCAUCUUUAAUUCCACUUCCAGAGAAUCCAGUGCUUCACAAGCAAGCAAAUCACCCAUGCACAUAAAGCAUUUCUCAUGGGCUCAACAAUUAUUAAGAGCCAACUGUUAAUGAUGGGGCUGUUUCUUUUUGAGAUAGGGCUUUACUAUAUAGCCUUGGCUGUCCCGGAACUCACUAUGUAGACCAGGCUGGUCACGAACUUGGGAGAUCAGCUUGCCUCUGAGUGCUGGGAUUAAAAGUGUGUGCCACCAUGCCCGGCCUGUUUCUAAAUAACCUCAACUUAAAACUCUGAAUUUCCACAUCCCUCCUGCUCUCCUGAGACUUCUUUAUCUUUUACUGUCUUUCCUGCUACAUCCAUGAAUACACACAUAAAUGCCCACUACUGCCAAACAGCUGCUGGGGAGGAAGAGCAAAGUUUGGAUUCUCACCCGCCGCUCCAUCUCCAUGCACCGCGCUUGCACAGCUGUGUGCAGGUGUGCACAGCUGUCCUCGAUGCUCCUCCUGCAGGGGCUGUUCCGAGAAGGCAGAGUUUGGAUUUUGCCCCUGCCCCUUUUUUGACACAAUGUCUCACUCAGGUAGCCCAGGUUGACAUCAAAUCCCCCAUGAAACCAAGAAUGAUGUUGUUGACCUUCUCAUCUUCCUGAGUGUUCGGGAUGAAUGCUAACAGCUGUUUGGGAGGAAGAAUGCGACAGGCCUGCGACCCUGGAUAAGGAGUGGGUUAAGUGAUGACCAGGAGUUUGUAUUCGCCAGUGGGAUGAAGACCUUGGAGAGGCCCUGAUUGCCCUCUUCAUAGGGAAUGAGUAUCCUGCCGGGCUCUCGGAUGAAGCAGGAACUCAGCUGAGUCUAUAGUUCCAAAUUCAGGAAAAGUCAGGACCAAAGACUUAAGAAUGGAGCUGUGAAUACCAGUGUGGGCCUGUAAUCCUAACACUUGGGUGCUGAAGCAGGCAGUCAUUAGCUCAAGACUAUGAGGAGGUACAUAGCGUGGCCUGUCCUAAAAAACCCAAAAGACCAGUGAACAGGUCAGAGUGGGGCUGUGGCAUAGGAAGGCAUGAGCCAGGGGAUCUAGAAAACGGGACAGCCUAUACUGGUUCACUGGCCUCUUCUGGAAGCCUCCCCAGAUAAUACCAGUCUCCGAGAGCCCAAUCUAGAUUGCAGAGGCAACACCAUGGUCGUUUCUACCUGCAAAGAUGCUAUAUGCUGGGGAUCAGGAAACCCAAAACUGGAUCUGGGCAAGGGGACAGGAAUGAAGUGCUUGCCGGGAAGUGGUUCCAUCGUCUGUACCCAGUGGACAGAGGGCAAGGACGCACCGGGAGAGUCCUGAAUUCCAGAAAACCAGGGGCAGAAGCUUUGCCUGUCACCUCGGGGCAAGUCACUUAACUCACAAAACACCGGUACUCUCAAAGAGCUGCCAGCAAGUGUGUCUUGUUGUUGGGGUGCGUGCUUGUGUUUACUGGUGGCAAGUGCCGCAGAACUAGGAAUAAGCAGGCAGUGACAUUAUUGGGGCGACAUUAUUCAGGCAAUUUUUGGCCUCUGCUUGGCGAGCCAGGGCUGUUGAGGAGAGGUGUUCUGAAAAAUGACCCGAGAUGGUGGCUGAAAGUUAAGGCACCCAGGCCUAGGGAUUUGGGACCCACCAGCCAAAAUGGAGACUUCUAACAGCCUUCUGCAGAGGUGGGGAAGAGGGUACCCAGAGACGUGUAUGCUUCCGAAGCCUCAGAAACGCGGAGUUCGGGCAUCUGAGACGGCAAAAAAGCCAGCGAGAGUUGCCGGUAAGAAAUCCUUUUAGGAAUCAGUCCCCCCUCAAGAGAUGGCUCUCCCCACACCGGGCGGAGCUGAGCACCAGAUGUCGGGGCGUACACAGCUGGAGGAUCACGUGGUACGGCCUCAGCCCCCUUCCUGCCAACGCUGCAUUUGGCUCAAGCCCGGAUCAUGGCCGCCCUUGGGACCCUGAGCUGACAGUUAGAGGGCCCUACGUUCAGGGUCCGCGACUCCCCCUUUACCCUCCCACGGUCAAGAGCUGCAGCUGUGCGUCAGGACACGGGGCGGAGGUCGACAGAGUGGGUGAAGGAAGGAUAGAGGUCCCCGGGAGGGGCGGGGCUGGACAUGAGGAGGAGGCUGCGCCUUUGCCGGGAAGCGUGGCUCACGCUGCUGCUCAGCGCCGCCCUCGGCCUCCUGCUCUACGCGCAGCGCGACGGGGCAGCCCCCACGGCCAGAGCACCACCAGCGCGAGGCCAGCCCCCGCGGUCCACUUCUGGUCUCCGAGGACGCGGGCUCCCCCAAACCGCGGCCCCGCCGGCCUAUGAGGCCGACACCCCAGUGCCGCCCACACCUACGGGCCCCUUUGACUUCGGCAGGUAUCUGCGCGCCAAGGAUCAACGGCGCUUCCCCCUGCUCAUUAACCAACCGCGCAAAUGCCGCAGAGACCGCGCAUCGGGCGGCCCGCCGGAUCUGCUCAUCGCCGUCAAGUCUGUGGCCGCCGACUUCGAGCGGCGGGAGGCCGUACGUCAGACUUGGGGCGCCGAGGGGCGCGUGCAGGGGGCACUCGUGCGCCGAGUGUUCUUGCUGGGCGUGCCCAGGGGCAUCGACUCCGGCAGGGCGGGCACGCGGACGCACUGGCGCGCCCUGCUGGAGGCUGAGAGCCGUGCUUAUGCAGACAUCCUGCUCUGGGCUUUCGAAGACACCUUCUUCAACCUAACGCUCAAAGAGAUUCACUUUUUGGCUUGGGCCUCAGCUUUCUGUCCAGACGUACGCUUUGUUUUUAAGGGCGAUGCCGACGUGUUCGUCCACGUGAGGAACCUGCUGCAGUUCUUGGAGCCGCGGGAUCCGGCACAGGACCUUCUUGCAGGUGAUGUGAUUGUGCAGGCAAGGCCAAUUCGCUCAAGAGCCAGCAAGUAUUUCAUUCCCGAGGCUGUGUACGGACUGCCGGCUUACCCGGCCUAUGCGGGGGGUGGGGGCUUCGUUCUUUCCGGAGUCACGCUCCGCCGCCUAGCAGAGGCCUGCUCACAGGUUGAGCUCUUUCCCAUAGACGACGUUUUUCUGGGCAUGUGUUUGCAGCGCCUGCGGCUUACACCUGAGCCUCAUUCGGCGUUUCGCACCUUUGGCAUCCCCCAGCCUUCAGCUGCACCGCAUCUUCGCACCUUUGACCCCUGUUUCUACCGAGAACUGGUGGUGGUGCAUGGGCUGUCUGCAGCUGACAUCUGGCUUAUGUGGCGCUUGCUGCAUGGGCCUCAGGGGCCCGUCUGUGCACAUCCACAGCCUGUAGCAACAGGUCCGUUUCAAUGGAACGCUUAACUACCUAUCACAGCAUCAAGCCUCUCAUUCAGCUCCAUAAGAGGUCAUUAGAGAGCACCAAAGGGUUUCCCAGGUGGGUUAAUGGUGUGCAUGGCUUUCCUUCAGAUCACGGCGUAGAUCACUUAUGCAGUACGCACUCGCUGAGAUAGCCGGGCCAUGGUGGUGGACCUGUCUUGACCCGCAGACCUAACAUAAGCUGCUGGCACACUUUGCAAUACUAGUAUGCACUCGCUGAGAUAGCCAGGGCCAUGGUGGUGGACCUGUCUUGACCCGCAGACCUAACAGAAGCUGCUGGCACACUUAGUAAUACUAGUAGCCAACAGCAUUACCGUAUGUGCCAGUGGGUGCUUGGCUGGAUGGCUGAGGAUGAGAUAAACACAUAGUGGUAUCCCUAAGGCCUGGCCUCACAGCCCUCAUGGACAUGGCAGACACUUUAGUUAUUUGCUUCCUUCAUUCUCCACAUUAGAUUCCCAGUGGCAGUAUCUUAUCUGUCCCCUUUGAGGUCUGUUGUGUUGGAGCUAACCCUUUAGGUCCAGAUUUGCCGGUAACAUGAGGGAUGGGACCAUGAUGGUCUUGCCCACUAUAGGCACACACACACUACGUCAAUGUACUUAUGAAGCUGACCCAUCCCUUCCCAGGAGCCCCAAGAUUCCUCUACUAUAAUAUUUCCCAUAUUCCUCAACUUCAGCUUCAAGAAAACCAACAGUUCACAUUUUCGUACAAACCCCCCAGCAGCAGCACAUGGCAAGCUGUCACCGAGGGCAGAGGUGCUUUAUUGGAACGGGGAUGAGGAAGUUUCCUCUGUUCAUGAGGGUGGGAACAGUCCUGGCCUCCCUGACAGUGGGAUGUGCAGGGCUCUGGCCAGACCAAGGGCCAAACGGGAAGACACCUAUCAAUCAGAGUCAUGGAAGAGCCCCACAGGCCAGGCUGUAGGCCCAGGAACCAUACAGACAGCUGGGGCAGGAUCCCCUGCACAUUCAUCAUGAACUAUACAAGAUGAGGCUGUACAUGAGUUAAUUACAAAAGUCAUUAUUUACAAAAAUCUGUACACACAUUUGAAAAACUCACAAAAUUGUCAUCUAUGUAUCACAAGUUGCUAGACCAAAAUAUUAAAAAUGGGAUAAAAUUA